UUUCAAGUUCGCGAGCAACUCGUUCGCGGCGCUGCUGACGCCGAAGCAGGUGUGGCGGCUGCAGCGGCACCCGGACGUGGCGCUGGUGCGGCGCAGCGGCGUGGCGAAGCGGUUCGGCGGCAUGCCGUCGACGUCGUUCCUGGACCUGCAGCGCACCACGUGGGCGCAGGCCGGCGGCGUGGGCAGCGCGGGCGACGGCGUGGUGGUGGGGGUCAUCGACACGGGCAUCUGGCCCGAACACAAGAUGUUCCUAGAUGAUGGCUCGUUCUCGGCGCCGGGGACGUGGGCAGGGACGUGCGACGCGACGACGGAUUUCCCCGCGGCGCUGUGCACGGGGAAGCUGGUGGGCGCGCGCUCGUUCUCGAGCGGGUUCGAGGCGGAGAUCGGCGCGCGCGACUUCACUGACGACUACGACUCGCCGCGCGACUCGGACAGCCACGGCACGUGGUGUGCGGGCGCAGCAGUGGGCAACAGCGGCGUGACCCUCAUCACGCCCUUCGGCACCAACCUGGGCGCGUACAGCGGGGUGGCCCCGCGCGCCAACCUAGCCGUGUACAAGGUCUUUUGGAAGACACAGGGCAGCUCCUCCGCCAGUUUCGCGGACAUCGAGGCGGCGCUGGAUCAGGCCAUGGCUGACGGCGCUGAUGUGCUCAGCCUGUCGCUCGGCGCGCUGGACCCCUCUGCAACGUACUUUGAUGACGUUUCGUACAUGCAGGCUAACUUGCUUUACCCUCCUCCCACGCUCUGCUACUUGACGCCCCUCCACCUCACCAUCGGCGCCAGGUACCCACCGCAACUCGCCCUGCUCCAACCAACCGCCUACCCUUGCAUGGGCAAUCACUCACUCACAUUGAUGCUGGUGGACCAUGAUGACUCAGCGGCCAUGUUUGCUCUCAUCAACGCACUCACUGCCAAGAGGACUGGCAAGAAGGGCGGACGGAGAGCAACAACCCUAUCCAUCCUGGACAUAUUCAACUACAUGAAGGGCCCCAUCGUGGCCACCUUCUCCUCCACCGGUCCGCUCACGCCCAUGACGGCGCGCAACCGCGGGCCGUACCCCACCAACCACAUCCUCAAGCCAGACGUCAUCGCCCCGGGCGUCAACCUCUACUCCGCUGCCCCCGGCACGAGCCCCAACAACGCGCAGAUGCUCUCCGGCACCUCCAUGGCCACACCGCACGUAGCCGGGUUUGCCGCGCUGAUCAUCCAGGCGCAUUCACACUGGACGCCCGCGCAGGUCAUGUCGACGAUUAUGACUACAGCCAGGAUUCACAACAGCGCGGGUACGCCGAUUUUCCACGCGUCGGCGACGAGAGCGUCGCCGUGGCACCUCGGGUCGGGGCACAUCAACCCGCAGAAGGUGCUGGACCCGGGGUUGACGUACAACGCAGUGGAGGCGGAUUAUAAGAACUUUCUCGCAGGGAGGAAGAUGCGGUGGGCUAAGGCCAUGUUCCCGUCGGACUCCCUGGCUCCUCUGCGGGCGUACCAGUUGAACCGGCCGUGUAUAUCCGUGCAAGGGCUGCAGAAUACAGUGGUGAUUGUGCGGCGGGUGACCAAUGUUGCGACGAGCACGUCGACUUACCGGGCUAAAGUGAAGCAGCCGUUUGGGGUGAUGGUGAAGGUGAAGCCGAGGAAGUUCACGAUUGCGCCUGGCGCCACGCAGGUGUUUAAAGUGACGCUUACGUUGCAGCUGCCGUGGAAGCUGUUUCGGUUUGGGAGCCUGUGGUGGCUGGAUGGUAAAGGGCAUUCGGUUAGGAUCCCCAUAGCUGUGCAACCGUCGUGGAUCCGGUGA
Messenger RNA from Closterium sp. Naga37s-1, 1792 nucleotides. The record is from the annotation of a GenBank genome assembly. Lineage: Eukaryota; Viridiplantae; Streptophyta; Zygnematophyceae; Desmidiales; Closteriaceae.